This is a messenger RNA of Coffea arabica (coffee), 1216 nucleotides long. RefSeq names its product succinate dehydrogenase assembly factor 2, mitochondrial-like. Gene Ontology annotation, cellular component: mitochondrion. Lineage: Eukaryota; Viridiplantae; Streptophyta; Magnoliopsida; Gentianales; Rubiaceae. Gene Ontology annotation, biological process: mitochondrial electron transport, succinate to ubiquinone; tricarboxylic acid cycle; protein-FAD linkage. The record is from RefSeq and is a predicted model, not a curated record.
UGCGAGAGGAAUUUGCGCGUUUUCCCGGGAAACCAGGCGGACUGGACAUUACAAAGCCACGCUAACACCGCAUACGCACUUUACCCAAAUGUACGAUGCAAAAUAAAUAAAAACAAAAAAAAAAUCCCAAUUUCCGUCGGUGAUCGUUAAUAGCAUCCCAAAACUUAGAAUUCUUUAUCCUUCAAAAGAGCAGUAGGUAAGAACCCAAUUUCAAUUUCCUCCAGAUUCAGAGAAUUACAGAAAUUAAUCAUCCACUCCCUGACUUCUCUUGCUUUAGAACCUCAAGCAGAAGGUUCUACACGGAGGCCCAAGAUCUUUUUGUCAUUGAACUUUUUUUUUGGGAUGAAGAUUUAGGAACCCCAAGCAUUCCAACAUUUUCAAAGUCGCGUCGUCUGAGCCUUUACCAAGAUGGCAAAUUUGAGAAGGGCUCUUCUUUUCACCAUUCCUCGCAUUCUUAAUUCCUCGAAUCAGACCUCAAUUGCCACCUCCACAAUGUCCUCUCACAAUAUUUACAGGCCAAUUCUUGGUUCAUUGCCAUGUUUUUAUUCUUCAAAUCAGGCACUGAAUAUUGAUCUUUCCAAUGAAGAAAGCAAGAGGCGGUUGUUUAAUAGGCUGCUCUACAGGAGCAGACAAAGAGGGUUCCUGGAGCUGGAUUUGAUUCUGGGGAGAUGGGUUGAAGAUCAUAUUCAUUCUAUGGAUGAAAAUGGAAUUAAAGCCCUUGUUCAUGUCCUUGACUUGGAAAAUCCGGACUUAUGGAAGUGGUUGACUGGUCAGGGGCAACCUCCAGAGGCAGUAAGAAUGAAUCCUGUUUUUGCUGAUGUGCAGAAAAGGGUAGUGAACAAUCUGAACAGCCAUGCUUCUCCAGAGACGAGAGCAACUCCUGGGCAGCCAUGGGUGAGGGGGUGGGAUGAUUUCAAGAAAGGACGUGAUGGCCCAGCGGUGGGGAAUCAGUAACGAUAUUUGAUCCUGAAGGGCCAGCUGUUGCCGUUCUCUGUCAUGCCGGCUGUAGCAUAGAGCGACACUAGAAUAUAUUUACCUAAAAUAAAUCAUGUUAUUAGUACUGUGUUUUUUACUUUGUGAUAAGGCUGUGCAUGAGGGAGACUGUAUUAGAUUUGAAACACACGCUGUAACAAGUACAAAACGUAAUAGCAUUCCAUGACAAGCUAUGCCUUUAUCGUCUUCUACAUGAUGCAGCAAUUUGUAUUGUGGGUGUCAA